AUGGCUCCACUCGGCUUCCUCAAUGCUGCCGACAAUGUCUACAAGUUUGAGCCGGAUAAAGACAUCCCAGAUCUCGCAGGGAAGGUGAUCGUCGUGACCGGGGGGAAUAGUGGCUGUGGGAAGGAAAUGGUCCUGCAACUGGCGAAGCAUCUCCCGCAGCGGAUAUACCUGGCUGCUCGAUCGCAAGCCAAGUAUGACGAGGCCAUGAAGGAUAUCUCGAGGGCGGCACCCAGCGCGACUGUCACAUUUCUGCAAUUGGACCUGUCUUCAUUGGCGUCUGUCAAGAGAGCCGCAGACCAAGUCCUCGCGGAAUCCGACAGGCUCGACAUCCUCGCCAACAACGCCGGCAUCAUGGCGCAUCCACACGGCCUCACGGAGGAUGGCUACGAGAUCCAAUUCGGCACCAACCACAUGGGCCACGCUCUGUUGACCCGUCUCCUCCUGCCGCUUAUGCAACGGACGGCAUCGAAGCCAGGAUCGGACGUGCGCAUCAUCAAUCUCUCGUCCAGUGGGCACGCGAUGGCGUGGGGCGCGGGAAUCUAUUUCGAUCACCUGAAAUCGACCGCGGAAUCUUACCACCCCACAAGACUCUACGGGCAGUCGAAGCUGGCCAAUAUCUUGCACGUGAGAGAGCUUGCGAGGCGGUACCCCGAGAUCCUCUCAGUGGCAGUCCAUCCCGGCCGCGUCGAGACGAAUCUGGCCAACGUCGUACUCGACCAGAACAGUUUCAACAGCCGGUUCAUGAGACUCUUUGACUUCCUGGCGGGUCCGAUGACCGUACAGCAAGGCACGUUGACACAGCUCUGGGCCGCCACCUGGAAGAGGCAGGAGGUCAAAAACGGCGCGUAUUACACUCCCAUCGGGAAGGAGAACUGCGGGUCCAAGCAGACUCGGGACACAGAACUGGCGAAGAAAUUGUGGGAGUGGACCGAGUCUGAGCUGGCGGCAAAGGGAUAUUAA
Messenger RNA from Fonsecaea erecta, 960 nucleotides. RefSeq lists its product as hypothetical. The record is from RefSeq and is a predicted model, not a curated record. Lineage: Eukaryota; Fungi; Ascomycota; Eurotiomycetes; Chaetothyriales; Herpotrichiellaceae. Bases 1 to 960 code for a protein of 319 amino acids. The transcript has a single exon.